Cajanus cajan (pigeon pea) is the source of this 1574-nucleotide messenger RNA. The record is from RefSeq and is a predicted model, not a curated record. NCBI's taxonomy places the organism in Eukaryota, Viridiplantae, Streptophyta, Magnoliopsida, Fabales, Fabaceae.
AUGAAAACGCCAAAUGCCUCUCCGGUUUCUAGUCCGUCUCCGAAACCUCGUCAGCACCGAAACCGCGAACCCACUUCACGCUUUCUUCAUUCCACUCACAACUCAACGCCACACUCCUCCGAAUGCCAUUCCCCGCUCCGUCGCAAAUCUUUGAGCCCCGCCAAAAGCCACCGUCCCACGGAGGAGCCAGGCCUCACGCGCCACCAACUAUGGCCUUCCUCUGCCACCACCAAGCGAAAUUCCGGCACCCUCGCGGACCACAUCACCCAAGACAGAAUCAUAGACCACACCAACGGUUCCACAAGACACGUGGCAACAACAACGGCAGAAUCACCAUCUUCUUCUAAGAAAUCCUAUAGCAUUGUUCCGGGAAGAUUGUCAUUUGAUGAGAACGCUAAACCCUUCUCCUCGCGGAGAAACUCUCUUGAAUCAAAACCUGACGCCGAGAGAAAAGGAAGGGCUCGGAGAGGAACUUCGGAUUCCGACGUGGCGAACUUGAACGGUGGCGAUUCCUCCGUUUUGAAAAGGUUCACGCUGAGAACUGGAUCGUACAAGAGUUCCAAGUCUUGGUGGGCUUUGUCUCCGGGGAGGUCCGGGUCACCGGCUAUGUCGGUUGAGAGCAUGGAUAAACCGUUGUCGUUUUCGAGCUUCAAGCACCAACCCACAAGUCCUACCAAGGCCAAAGGGUUUCUCAACAUGGGUUUUGAUCUCUUCAAGGGUAAGAAAAGUGGGGUUACCUCUUCGCCAAAUAUUGCUUUUGGAGUUUAUAACUCCGAGGUUGCUCAUAACCUUCGCUUGCUUGAUAAUCGUUUCAUACAAUGGCGGUUUGCUAAUGCUAGGGCACACGUUGUCAGUGCAAACAUUUCUCACAAGGCUCAGAGCAAUUUGAUAUAUGUUUGGGAUGGUCUUACAAAGUUACGGCACUCUGUUCUGAAAAAGAAGAUACAGUUUGUCAGAGAGAAACUUCAAAUGAAAAUCGCUUUUGUACUGUAUUCUCAAAUGAAACUAUUGGAAGCUUGGGGUGGUUUGGAAAGGCAACACUUACAAGCAAUUACUUCCAUCAAGGAGUGUUUGCAUUCGGUUGUUUCCAGGGUUCCUCUUUUGGAAGGUGCUAGGGUGAACAUGCAAUCAACAUCCAUUGUUCUACGCCAUGCAUCUGAUCUCACAGCUUCAAUCAAGUCAAUUUUAAUUACAUUUUCAUCUUCAGAGGUUGAUAAGAUUGCUGCAAUGCUAUCAGAAUUAGCUAAAAUUGUUGCACGAGAGAAACAACUGUUAGAAGAGUUCUACGAUCUUUUCCAGACCUUAUAUGUCUUUGAGCUUCAAGAAAAAAGUGUUAAGUGCAAUCUCGUUCAACUUGAAGGUUGGCAACAAAAAUAUCAACUGCAGCAAUUACCACCGGAUAUUUCUAUUUAGAUGAUGGAUAUUCAGAGAAAUACAAGUGUUGAUUAAUUGACGAAUUUUGCUAAUAUUGCAAUUGCAACUGUUUACAUGGUCCCCGAAACUAUAAUUGUUAUUCUUUUAACAAGCCUGUACCAUUAGUUUACAUGUUAUAAUGUCACUUCGCGGUAGCAAAU